Messenger RNA from Populus nigra (black poplar), 2435 nucleotides. RefSeq lists its product as uncharacterized. The coding region runs from base 688 to 2148 and encodes 486 amino acids. NCBI's taxonomy places the organism in Eukaryota, Viridiplantae, Streptophyta, Magnoliopsida, Malpighiales, Salicaceae. The transcript has 6 exons. The record is from RefSeq and is a predicted model, not a curated record. Gene Ontology annotation, biological process: regulation of asymmetric cell division.
AGGUAAAAUCUCUCAACAAACCUGACACUACUCACUCUGAUCAUAUCACCUGCCUCUGCCUCUUUCACAGUCACAACCUAGCAUAUCUCUAGCUCCGUUCGAAAUAAAACAAAUUUCCUUUUUAAUUUGCCGUCACUUUGACCGGCCGAAACAAACACAAAAAACAACAGAAACUCUCUAUCUCCGGCGAAACGACAGCAGGAACAAGAACAGCAACAAAAAACAGUUUUGACUUCUAUUAAUCUCGUGAGUAUCUCAGAUUCUCUCUCCCCUGCCCCCGCCCGCCCGCCCGCCCCGACAUCGUUGUCAGUUCUUAGAAGAUUCAAACGUAAGAAGCGAGAAAGAAAGCCUUGUUCGGGAUUGAUGCGGCAAUAAAACCUUUUCUUUAUUUUUUCUCGGAAAAAAAGACGUUGCUGUUUGGCUACUCGGAACAAAAAAUCAGAUAUUUAUUUAGCUGGCGAGUGAUAGGCCUUGAAAAGAGGCACUGCUCAUUCUGAAUCAGAAAGAAAAGAAGGGGUUCGCUUUUUUUUUUUGAAGCUGAUAAAAAAGGUUAGAUAGCAUUGUCCAAGUAGUAUAUGUUUGAAAACAAUAUUCACAGUAGCUUGAAUAGCUGUACAUCUUCCAUAUCGUACAAUCUAUGUGAAACAUGAGAAUUGAGAGUGAACGUGUUUUUUUUGCAAUGGAGCCAUGAGCCACGAGCCUGAUUCUAGACCUGUUGAAUAUAAUGACAAUGCUCUGGAUUCCUAUGGACUCAAGUCUGGAAAUGGGUCUGUGAAGGAAAUUGAGAAUGGAAAGUUCAGUGAUUUGAAGGGCAUGGAAGGUGAUGCAGAUCGAUUACCGAAUGUAGCACCAGUACCAUCUCCUCAUUCUUCACUGAAAAUGGAACCAUUCGAGGAGUCGGUUUUCUAUAUGGACAAGAGUGUUAUGGUACGUGAGGUGCCAGAGUUAAUAGUUUGUUACAAAGAGAAUACAUACCAUGUCAAGGACAUCUGUGUUGAUGAGGGAGUUCCUUUGCAGGACAAGUUCUUGUUUGACACAGAUGCACACAAGAAGAAUAUGUGUGAAUUCUUACCUUCUGAAAGGGACAUGAACAAUGAGAUGGUCAAAGAAAAGUCUGACCUUGAUAUGAUGAUUCCAGAAAUGCUGAAAUCUUCAUCAGAAAAACAAAAUGUGGAUCUUCAUUUGCCUGUUCCGGAUGUGCUUAUAUCUUCCGAAGAAAAGAGUUCGAAACAUGAUCUGUCCCUUGAUUGUGAUCCCAAACAUUUAAUGCCGACAGAGGAAGUAAUGGAUUUUGGGACAAAGAAGGUUACAGAUGAUGCUUCUGAAGAGAUUAUAUCACUGAGAGAUCUGCUUUCGAUGUCAGAAUUAGGUGCCAAGUUUACCCCAGCCAAUGCUUCCUAUCACAACUUGGAUAAAGUUGAACAACAAUCUCUUCUGUGCCCGAGGGAAAAUGCAAUAUUGGAGACAGAUUCUGCCAGUGUAGAAUCUGAAAAUUGCAGCGAGGAAACAAUCUCGGACAUUGACCUUGAGUCAGCAACCCUGGCAAUCCCUACCCAGGAUCCUGCAUAUCAAGAAGCAGACCAUGGCCACACGGAAGCAGUCUUGGUGAGUCCCACUCUUACUUCUGCAGCAGAAGAAUCGGAUAGCAAGGAAACAAAAUUGGCAAGCCAUGCUUUGGAUUCUUUUUCUGAAGGAUCGACCAGUAGGAUUGAGGAUGAGUUACCUUACAAUAGCAAGACAGAGACACGAAGCACCAGUUUUGACAACGAGUCUUCUGCUCCCGCUGCAAGUGCGAGAGAGUCUCCUCAGAAUGGUGAAUCUCAGUGUCUUGGGACUCGAAUCGUGUCCAGGUUUGAAGAUCCUAAUGCUGAACCGCUUUCAGGUGGUCAACUUCAAUAUGCUGAUGGAGAGUCAAGUUUCUCUUCAUCGGGUCCUUUAUUUGGCCUGACAAGCCACUCGGGCCCUAUUGCAUAUUCUGGUAGUGUCUCUCUUAGAUCGGAUAGCAGCACAACCAGCACCCGCUCUUUUGCCUUCCCCAUAUUACAGUCAGAAUGGAAUAGCAGUCCUGCAAGAAUGGCAAAAGCUGACCGAAGACAUCUCCAGAAACCUAGGAAGUGGAUGCAGGGCCUUCUUUGCUGUAGAUUCUGAAUUCCUCUGUUUUGUCCAUAGAUUGAAGUGAAAAGAUAUAUAUAGACACACACACACACACACCAUUGAAAUUUUUAUUUUAUGGUUUAGUUAGUAGUACAGACAUGCAUCUUUCUCUUUCCUCCUCUGGCUUGGGGUGUGCUUGAAGCAGCUCUAUAUUAUCAGAAGUUCUGAGUUUGGGUUUCCUAUUACAGAUAGAUUGACAAAGGUGGGACUCGAAUAGGAGUUCUCGUCCCUCUUGCUUCUACAUUGGUGAGAUUUAAGGUCCAAGUUUCACCUUUUUCGCA